UGCUAGUGAUACUCGUAGUAUAUUAUGCGUGAUGACUAAUGAAAUUCAAGAAUUAACCCAAAAUGAAAAUAACAAUCAUAGCCAAGAAACAUACAAUCAUCAAAAGAUUGUCAUGAAAGAAAAUAUAGUUGGCAAUCUUGACUCACAAGUCAUUUCACUUCGACUAUUCAUUCAAGAAACCUUACGUAGAUUGCGAAUUUCUUGGUUCACUCUUCAAACGGCGUUAUUUUAUCUUUUACGAAUAAAGCAUAAAAUAGCAACACUUGAAAUAGAAAUCACUACUAAACCUGAUAACAAAAGUGAUUCAGCUACCUGUGGUCGUCGAAUGUUUCUUGCAUCUCUUAUAAUAGCAUCGAAAUAUCUUCAAGAUCGAAAUUAUUCCAAUAGUGCUUGGUCAAAGAUAUGUGGUUUAUCCGUAAAAGACAUUAAUGAAAUCGAGAGAC
Messenger RNA from Cetraspora pellucida, 443 nucleotides. The record is from the annotation of a GenBank genome assembly. Lineage: Eukaryota; Fungi; Glomeromycota; Glomeromycetes; Diversisporales; Gigasporaceae.